Messenger RNA from Tympanuchus pallidicinctus (lesser prairie-chicken), 2892 nucleotides. RefSeq lists its product as uncharacterized. The record is from RefSeq and is a predicted model, not a curated record. The coding region runs from base 457 to 2805 and encodes 782 amino acids. The transcript has 19 exons. Lineage: Eukaryota; Metazoa; Chordata; Aves; Galliformes; Phasianidae. Gene Ontology annotation, cellular component: cytoplasm.
ACUUCAAAGGCAAGGCUGGAGCGGGCAGGGCGUCCGAUGGAGCUGUGGUGUCUGUGUUCAUAGUGGGGGAGGUGGACGAGAUGGCCUUCAGAGUCCCUUCCAACUCUACGGGUUCUGUGGCUCCAUGAUUCUUUGCCCUGGGCUAUGAAUGGAUGCAGUAUUUGAUGUGAUCCAUUCUCUAUGCAACAUGUGAGCAUAACCCAAUGUUUUUGGCCUGCGCCCCUACAAGCUUCUGAGGGUACAGGCACAGUUCUAAAGGCCGCCCAUUGUGUGUCAUCAGUGACAUCACAAAGGGUGAGGGCAGCCUAGGUAAUAGCCAAGGGAAAGCCAGAACAGUCGCAGGAGCGACAGCGACAGGAGCACAGGGACCUUCAAGGCUUCUUGAGCACAAGGACCUUCAAGGCUUCUUGAGCACAGGGACCUUCGAGGCUUCUUGAGCACAGUCCACUUCUCGCCAUGCCACUUCCGCCUGCCCGUAAGAGCCGGCGAAUCUACCUUUCCUUCUCCCCUCCCUUUGCCAGCUCUGGUUCUCAGUCUGGUGAGACGGAGGUGAGACCCCCCUGCAGGCCAAGGUUGGCUUGGCAGGAAUGGCCUCCUGAAAAGGAGGAGAAGGAGAAGAAAAAGAAGAUCACAAAUCCACGUAUUCGCAUCUUGGAGCUGUGGAGAGAAACAGCCAUCGCAUGCAUCUGUGAGUUUCUGCAGAGAAAGGACAAGGAUGUGCAAGAGAAAAUCAAAUUCCUGAGAGGCAUCUGCACGCUGUGCAAAUGCAGGGACACGUCGCUCAACUUGGAUGCUUUCUGCCAAGAAAAGCAGCUGGCAGAGAAUGUCCAGGCGCUGAUCGAUGAGGAGCCCAAGCACACUUUGUCCUCGGAGAUAAAGCAGGAAGCCAUGAUGAGCUUUGCCAACAUGAGCACUGUGGAGACAGCGCUGGAAGGCAAAACGGAGAGCAUUCUGAAUUCCUGCUUCAACAGUGUCUUCUUUUUGCCUCCGGAACUGAGCAUACCAGCAAAGGAGAAAGAACUCUACAAUGAGACCAUGAGGGCCAUGGACAUCAUGCUGGAAGCCUUGGUGCAGAACUGCCCCAACAGGAGAAUGAGCGAGGAGCUGCACAGCAUGUUUCAGGCUCUGCUCCACUUCCUCAGCUCCCAGGAUGUGCAUGUCCGUACGAGAGCCCUGCGUGGGGUUUUACAGAUGAUCCGUAAUUUUAUGGAAAAAGACUGGGAGGGCCCUGAAGCUUACAAGCCACUCAUUGACUUCUACUUCCCAAUCCUGGGAGAGCUGCUGGGUCACCUCAGCCUUUUCAACUGUGGCUACGAAAGCACCAGAGCCCCAGCUGUACAAGCGCUUCAUCGCCUCCACAUGUUUGUCAAACGACAAAGAAGAACAAGCCUGUCAGCGGAGAUGGAAAACUACGUGCAUCUCCAUGAGGAGCCGGAGGGUAGAAAGUUCAGAGAUAAUGACUUUCCCACUCCCAAAGAUUGUGCUGAGUUGUUUGGAGGAUACCUCAGGCCUGCUGAGAGGAUGGACGUCGUCCUCACAGCCCUUCAAGCGCUGGUUGACUCCAGCAUCUAUGACAAGGAGGCGGCCUGCAGUGUGAUGGCCGUGGCCAUGGAAGACCACGCCUUCUGGAUGCCAGAUAAAGCCCAGUUCAUGACCUUCAUCCGCAAGAACUUGAGGAGCAUCACCACAAAGGCAGCGCGGCACUGCCUGGACUCCCUGCUGCUCCUUCUGACCAGCCAGAUGCCCACGGAAGAAGUCAGGAGCCUGCUGAAGUCCUCUCCACCAAGCGACAGCAACGCCCUGGACCCGUGGGAGGUGAUGCUCUGCAUGCCGCAGACCUUGGAGAAGGUCUUGAAGGAGGUGACCAAGGGCUCACAGCUGAGCAGGCUGGUAGAAGGAGUCACAGAAGACACCUGUAUCCUCUUCUUGGCUCUAAUGGCAAAGAGUGAAGAUAAUGAGGACUUUUUUGGUGACCUGCGCCACCUCAAGACUUUUCUGAAGCAUCCAAGCGUGGAGAUGCACAGCGUGGUGCUCAGAGGGCUUGUCGUACUCUCCGAGACACGGGAGAAGGCAAGAAAAAUGCGGGUGGUGCUGCCAGAGAUCAUGGCCACCCUGCAGGAUGCCAGCGCAGACAUCAAGAUGAAGGCCCUGUUUGUCAUUCAAAACAUCAUGGGCUGCGUGAAGAGGAAGGAGGCCAGCUCCAUCGCCGUGCAGCACGCCGAGAAGCUCCUGCCUCUCUUUGUCGAUGAGUCCAGUGCCGUGCAGGUGUCCUCCAUCCGUCUCUACAGAGACAUGGUGCAGGCCGUGGUCUGGUGCCACCGGAGCAGAAUGAAGGGGACGGUGCGCAGAGGCCUGGUCCCACUGCACCUUCGGAUGCACGAUGAGAACCAGGACGUGGCCCAGGCUGCCAGGGGAGCCAUUGUACAAACGGCCCGUCUCCUGCGCUGGAACGACCUCCUGGAGCUGGCUGAGAAACAGGAGACGUGGAGGAUCGCGCAGUGCUUGCUGCAGCGGGACCAGAGCAGGGCAGAGGAAUACCUGCAGCAGAGCCAGCCCUACCUGCAGGACCCUCAGGCCGCCGUGCGAGUGGAGGCCGUGAGGUUCAUUGGGCUUGCUGCACGCUACUCAAGGGACCUGAGCGAGAAGCAGCGACAGGACAUCAUCACGGCCCUGGCGCCUUUGGCCCGUGACGCGGAGAGCUCGGUCCAAAGCUUGGCAGUGCAGACCACAUUGAUCCUCAGAGCGACCACGAGGACAGCGACAUCACGACGGGGCCUGCGAGCGCUGUGCUGUCUGUUCCGCUGAGCUGCAGCACUCCUGAGACAGCUCUGUCCCUCGGAGGAGCACAGCAAACCCAGUGCCCUGCUGCCCUUCUCCCUGGGGCGUCCCUGC